Molecule: messenger RNA, 411 nt
Organism: Plenodomus lingam JN3
Lineage: Eukaryota; Fungi; Ascomycota; Dothideomycetes; Pleosporales; Leptosphaeriaceae
Source: RefSeq, a predicted model, not a curated record
AUGGCUUCGUCUGAGGGUAAUCCAGCUGACCCAUCCUCCAAUCUCAACAAAGAGCUCGUUGUGGAUUCCAAAAAACCCGAUCCAGCAAAUAAAUCCCUCGAAACCCUUCCUUCCUCUGUCUACUCCCCCAGUCCCCAACCAGUAGACCAAGCCACACAGCACACAGACCCCACAUCCGGCAGUGAGCCCAGUCAGAUCACCAAAGACGUGCCCUUGAUCCCCACGGUAGGGGAAAUAAUUGCUACAUGCGACACAGAGGACACUGUUGUACUGACCGAACUCGACCAACGCUUACGCCAUCAUGGUUCCAGUGAGAACGAGAGACGGGAAGCAGUCUUGCAGUUGCAGAAGUGGAGGAAAGACGCGAGAGAACAGGAGGCAAGGAGGAUGGAAGAGGGUGACGAUAUGUAG